This is a messenger RNA of Owenia fusiformis, 1136 nucleotides long. Lineage: Eukaryota; Metazoa; Annelida; Polychaeta; Sabellida; Oweniidae. The record is from the annotation of a GenBank genome assembly.
AAUUCAUAAAAGUAGGUCAAACGUUUUUCUGACGGGCAACACAUCGAUGUAUUUUUAAUUACAUGCUUGGAUAACUUAUAAAUGUCCGACCUACGGUUGAAUUAUGAACAAGACAUACCCAAGCGACCUCGUAAAUACAAUUGAGUGCAAGCAAGGAGCUGUAAGAGCUGUACGGUUCAAUGCUGAUGGCAAUUACUGUAUCACUUGUGGCAGUGACAAAUCUGUUAAAUUAUGGAGUCUUAAAACUGGGGCCCACUUAAAAACCUACAGUGGCCAUGGCUAUGAAGUACUAGAUGCACAGGGAUCGUGUGAUAAUUCCCAGCUUUGCUCAUGUGGAAUGGAUAAGACAGUGGUAUUGUAUGACGUUGCGUCAGGACGUAUUCUAAGAAAGUAUAGGGGGCAUGCAGGGACUGUAAAUUGUGUUAAGUUCAAUGAAGAGUCAACGCUAUUGUUAUCAGGAUCAUUAGAUAGUUCAGUGAGAAUCUGGGACUGUAGAAGUAGAAAUAUGGACCCAGUUCAGGUCCUUGAUGAAGCAAAGGACAGUGUCACUUCAAUACAAGUCUCUGACUAUGAGAUUCUGACAGGUUCAGCAGAUAAUAAAGUGCGCAGAUAUGAUAUCAGGAAUGGCAAAAUGAACUCAGACUAUAUUGGAGCAACUGUGACCUGUGUGAACUUUACCCAAGAUGGACAAUGUACAUUGGCUAGUACCCUGGACAAUUGUAUCAAACUCCUUGAUAAAGACACUGGAGAGAUGCUUAAUGAGUUCACAGGACAUAAAAACACCAGUUAUAAGAUAGACAGUUGCCUAAGUAGCAAUGAUACAUAUGUGCUGAGUGGAUCUGGAGAUGGGAACGUUUUUAUUUGGGAUUUAUUAGAGGCUAAAGUAACCAAGAAGCUCCCACAUGGUAAAGCAACAGUGCAUUCAUUGACCUAUCAUCCUGAAGAGACAGUUCUUGUAACUGCAAGUGAGGGGAAGAUCUAUAUAUGGUGCUCCAAAGAUAGACCGUUUGUUACAAUGGAAAACACUGAAAAAACUUGAAGGUCUUCUUUACUAGAGGAUAUUGAAGGUGUAUGAACCUUCUGAGUAACAUGAUGGUUCUAAGCUGCCAUAUUGAUCUUUGUGGGUUAAAUAGUGG